Messenger RNA from Sphaeramia orbicularis (orbiculate cardinalfish), 6227 nucleotides. RefSeq names its product transmembrane protein 131 (gene tmem131). The transcript is spliced from 41 exons. NCBI's taxonomy places the organism in Eukaryota, Metazoa, Chordata, Actinopteri, Kurtiformes, Apogonidae. The coding region runs from base 120 to 5522 and encodes 1800 amino acids. Gene Ontology annotation, cellular component: membrane. The record is from RefSeq and is a predicted model, not a curated record.
GGAAGAGGAAGACAGGAAGAAGAGAGGCCACCGUCCUGCUCAGCAUUUAGCUGCUCGGUGGAGUUCGAGUUUUUUCUUCAAGGCUAUGAUUGACAGAGUCAGCAGAGGUUUACACGGGCAUGUCCGCACACUCGCUCGGUUGUUAUCGUAACAGAAAGAUCUGCAGUAUGGCGAGUCAAGAAAGAGCCCACAGUUCUCGCCACUCACAAACAAGAACAAGAACAUCAUUUGUCGGAUUGUUGCGGAUGUUAUUUAUUGCUUUUAUUCACACGGCGCGGGCAAAUAAACAAGCAUUCAUUCAGUCAGAUACAAUCCUAGAAGUUCUACAUUUUGGUGAGGGGAGCCUAUUACAGGCAGACUCCGACAUUGAUUUUAGUUUAUAUCAUCAGCAAAGCACAUCCCCGCACCGUGGGAACUGCCGACCUAUACGAUUUGAACCUCCAAUGUUGGACUUCCACGAACAGCCUGUUGGAAUGCCAAAAAUGGAGAAAGUUUAUUUACAUAAUCCUAGCUCAGAAGAAAUUAGUUUGAUAUCAAUAUCAGCAACAACAGCACAUUUUCAUGCAUCAUUUUUCCAGAAUAGGAUAAUUCCACCUGGAGGGAACACGUCAUUUGAUGUUGUGUUUCUGGCUCGGGUAGUUGGGAAUGUAGAAAACACUUUAUUUAUUAAUACAUCACAUCAUGGAGUCUUUACAUACCAGGUGUUUGGGGUUGGAAUCCCGAACCCAUACAGGCUGCGGCCAUUUAUAGGGGCCAGGGUCCCAGUAAACAGCAGCUUCUCACCUCUAAUAAACAUCCACAACCCAUACAGUGAACCACUGCAGGUUGUAGAGAUGUAUUCCAGUGGUGGGGAUCUUCAUUUAGAGCUUCCCACUGGUCAACAAGGAGGCACUAUAAAAUUAUGGGAGAUUCCUCCAUUUGAAACAAAGGGCGUCAUGAGAGCCAGUUUUUCGUCAAGAGACGUAGACAACCACACCGCUUUCAUCAGAAUCAAAACCAACGCCCCCAAUGAGGACCAGUUCAUCAUCCUCCCUGUAGAGGUGGAGGUCACCUCAGCACCUGGUAUAUAUUCCUCCACAGAAAUGCUUGACUUUGGUACGCUGCGGUCACAAGAUCGUCCAAAACUGCUGAAUCUACACCUUUUAAAUUCAGGAGCAAAAGAUGUUCCAAUAACAAGUGUACGUACAACACCAUCAAAUGAAGCAGUGACAGUAGAUUUCAAAGCAGUUACACUGAAAGCAGGAGAGAGCAGAUAUACCAAAGUUGCAAGUAUAAGUUUUGAUGCUUCAAAAGCGAGAAGACCAUAUCAGUUUUCCGGAAAAAUAACUGUGAAAGCAAAAGAAAAGAGUUACUCUAAGCUUGAAAUCCCAUACCAAGCAGAAGUUUUAGAAGGCUACCUGGGCUUUGACCACACAGCUACCUUGUUCCAUAUCAGGGACAGCCCAGUCGACCCAGUGGACAGACCCAUAUUUCUCACAAAUGUCUUCAACUUUGCAAUCCGGAUACACAAUGUGUCCUUGCCUGAAGAGGCCAAAACCAUGUUUAAUGUGCAAAACUUCAGCGCACCCAUUGUUAUUCCAGCUCACGAGUCGCGUUACAUCUUUUCCCUCCUUUUUCGGCCCGUGCGACCCUCCAUCCACAUCGACAGCAACCUCCUGCUCAUCACAAACGCAUCUAAAUUCCACCUGCCUGUCCGGGCUUACACAGGCUUCCUGGAGCCGCUAGUUCUGCCUCCCAGUCUGAAGGAAAACCUCUUGGACUUUGGUGUCCGCAGUGCAACAGACACCAGCAGCAUCACAUUUGUCGUGGUCAACAGUAAUCCCAUAGAGUUGGAGAUCAAGUCCUGGCUUGUCACUGGAGACAGUCUUUCUAUGGAGUUGCUGAAAACAGAGAAAGGAAACACAACAGUAGCUCUGAGUCGCCUGAGAGAGCUGCAGAACACCUCCGCCUCCCCUCACAGAACAGUGAUAUUAGCAUCUGGCUACUAUGCUGCAUUUAGAGUGACACUGGUGGCCAAAGCACUGGAGGGAACGUAUGACGGAGCCAUACAUAUAACCACAGAUUACGAGAUAUUGACCAUUCCGGUGAAAGCUCUCAUUGCUGUGGGCACAUUAAACAGCUCUCCUAAACACAUUGUUUUGCCACCAUCAUUUCCUGGGAAAGUUGUUCACCAAAGCUUCAGCAUACAGAGCUCUUUUACACAGAAAGUGAGGCUCCAACAGAUCCGCUCACUGACAGAAGAUAUUCGCUUCUAUUAUAAACGGCUCCGCAACAACAAAGACGAGCUGGAGCCCAGACGCAAAUCAAAGGUGGCAAAUAUUUAUUUUGAUGCCAGCUUGCAGUGUGGUGAUCACUGUUAUGUGGGGCUGCCAUUUGUGCUUAAAUCUGAGUCCAAGCCACAUGGACUGGCUCUGCAGGAGGAUAUAUGGGACGCUGAUGUGGAUCUUCAUCAGAAGCUUCUCAGACGGUGGAAGGAACUAAAAGAGCGCUCAGGCCACAAGAUUGAAGCCAUGUUUGAAGUCAACACAGACCUACAGAAAAAUGUGCAAGCUAAAAUAACAGCGCAGUUGACCUGGCCCUCACUGGUCAACUCUUCACAACGAAUUCUGUUCCCUCUGACCAACACAAACAGCUCCUCUGAUGAAGAGGUGAUUCUACAGAACCCAGCUGAUGUCCCAGUCUUUGUCCAAGUUCUCCCCUUGGCCCUGUUACCCAAUCCCUCAGUAUUUUCUGGAAAACUGGCUGACAGGUUACCAUUAGGAAAUUUAUCCAAUAUCAACAUUGACACAAAUACAUUAGAGUUCCAGGUUCAUAGAAAUCAAACAUCUGUAAUGAAGAGCAGUACAGGGUUUGUAGAAGGAUCAACCAGACCCUUUGUGUUCAACCUCUUCCUGCUGCCCGGUGAAGUCAAAUCAUUCAGCGUCAGGUUCACACCCAUCAGCAAUCACAGUGUCUCCUCCCUUCUCAUCAUCAGGAAUAACCUGACUGUGAUUGAUACAAUCGUACUUCAUGGGCGAGGUACAACUGAGAGCCUGAAAGUUGCGGGGAAGGCUCCGGGCCAAGGCAGCUCACUAAGGUUUAAGAUGACUGAGGCCCUGCUUAAAGACUGCACAGAGAAGACAAAAGUCAAGGAGCCAAACUUCACUCUCAAAAGAACUUUCAGAGUGGAGAACACGGGCCUGCUCCCAAUCACAAUCCGAUCAGCAGAAAUCAACGGUCAAGCCUGUGAAGGAUAUGGAUUCAAAGUUCUCAACUGUCAAGAAUUUGCACUCAAGCCAAAUGCUUCAAAAGACCUCAUCAUACUGUUUACACCCGACUUCACUUCAUCCCGAGUGAUCAGGGAGCUGAAAUUGGUCACAUGCGGGGGCUCUGAGUUCGUAUUUGUCCUGAACGCCUCUCUGCCCUAUCACAUGUUAGCCGCAUGUGCAGAGACCCUGCCCAGACCGAGCUGGGAGCUGGAGCUCUACAUCAUAGUGUCUCUCAUUAUGAGUUCCAUGUUUCUGUUGGUGAUUGCCACAGCCUAUGUGGAGGCUAAAAGCAUAUGGGAGCCUUUUAAAAGACGAGUGUCUGUGGAAUCCAACUCCUCCUUGGAGACCGGGAGACCAUUUAAUCUCAGGGAUAUUGUGCAAAUUCACAGUGAUUCAAAGUUAAAUGAUUACAGUGACUCAGCCCAGAGCUCCAGAGGAUUAUAUGCAUCCAGCAACGGAGCAGCGAGAGUCGGAGGCCGACAGGGCAGCAGCCGAACCUUCUCAGACUCAGACAGCCAAGAUAAGAGAUCCCGCAUCGGCUUUAGCCGCCCAUCUAUGCAGCUCAUCAAAGGAAGUACAACCUCAGGCCAAGACGGCCCUGUGUCUGCAUGUCAGCUAACCAAUCGCAAAGCUCGCAGUAAGCAACUAGACCUCCAGAGCCAAAGUUUAUCCGGGUCAUCGUUGCCUCACAGAGGUCUCUGCCCUGACGAUGCAGAAUAUGCCAACCUGAUAGGGGCCAUGGACAACGACCUGGACCGUCCAGAACCUCUUAGUACAGAAGUUCUACCGGAGCAGGGCACUCAGUCUGCACAAAACAAAGUUUUGGAAUCCAAAGGGAAGCUACGAAGUAAAACAAAAGCCCAGAGGAAGAAGGAAGAGAAAGAGAAAAAAACAACAGUGAAGACUCAGGGAGAUGAGCUUAAAGACAACCUGGCUGACAAUGACGACAGCUCCUCCACCACUACAGAGACCUCCAAUCCAGAUGUGGAGACAAACAUCAAAGAGGAACCAGUGAAAAAGAAAGGAAGAACAGUAACUACUGAAAAAGUCAAAGAAGAAACUUCAAAUUUCUUAAUUAAACCCAAAACCAAGAAGCAAGGAACCACGAAGAAAGAAAACCAAGCGGAGAAAUCUAGUUCUCUUGAGUUACCAUACGUCACACCUCUGGAGAACAAACAACGCAAGAGUUUCACAUCCAAAGUUCUGCACCCGCUCAGCGGCAUCCCAAAGACCAGACCCCUGCAGAAACAGAGAUUAGAUGGAAAACUGGAAGAAGGGCGCCCCUCUCUCUUGGCCAAGCUGUUAUCCAGCAGCUCAGUGUCAGAGCUGGGCCACAGCAGCAGCUCAGAGGGCGAGAAGGAGUUUGCCUCUCCAGAAUGGGACGUCCCUGUUUGCAAAAACAGCGUCCAGGCAGACAGUCUUCAGCAGAUCUCCCUCCAGACUAUCAAUGCAGAUCCUUUCCUUAAAAGAGCUGUGUCAACUGGGACCUGCUCCCCUCCACCAACCUCCCCCACCCUACUGCCCAGAGUCACCUACAGCAGUGUGCUCAACAGCAACAGUGAGGGAAACCUGAAAAAGGCACCUGGAAAUAAACUGUCUGCAGCCACUCCACUCCCAGGCAAGAACGGGAACCCCACCUUUGCUGCAGUAGCUGCAGGUUACGACAAGAGCCCAGGUGGCUCCGGCCCAGGAAAAAGUGACAACCAGGGAAAGAGUCUUGCGCACAUGACGUCAGUGGAAAGUGAUAGCUCUGACAGCUCUGGACUGUGGAGUCCCAUCGACCCAGCCAGCAGUCCAAACUUCCCUUCCAACUCGUUCUCUGCCUUUGGGCCCAACAACUCCUUCAACCUGACAGGAGUUUUCAGUGGCAUGAAUCUUCCAAAGACAUCUGAGCCUCAGCAGAGUUGGCCUGAGUUCCCCACGGUAUCCUCUUCCAUCUGGGACAUACCGAGCAGUGACCCUCUGCACUCCUGGCCCAGCAGCUCCAGCUCACCGACUGCCCCAACCUCAUCACUCCUGGGAAAUACCCGCAAUCCCUGGUCGGCAACGACACCAUUUAGCAGCUCUAUUUGGUCGACAAGUGCUGAUUCGGCCUUGCACCCGUUCAGCCCGUCGACCAACCCGCCUCUGACUGAUCUGGUCAACAGUCCCACUCCGUCACCACCAGCUUCCAGCGAGAUGAGUCGAACCUACAACCCAUGGAGCAUGUGGCGGCCCACGCUGAGCAAACGCAGCUCUGAGCCGUGGCCGAGCUCCACCGACAACGGCAAUUAAAACGACGCAUGACGCCGCUUCACUGAAGUGCGUCAUGGAUUUGAUGGAAUGUCAAAUUCUUUUAUAAUUGGUGAAUCCCAACAUAAAGCAACGUUACCUCAAGUGUAACUUGUUUGGUAGCCCAGUGCUGCAGGUUACCAACCUUUAAUUUAGUUCUGCAGCUUUUUUAUUUAUGGGGGCAGACAUGCUAACUUUUUAUUUGGAUUUGUUUUAACAGGUCCCCCUAAAAGACCAAUAUUUGCAGCAUGGUAUGCUAAUGCCAAUGCAGACAUUUCACUCUGAUGGAACGCUAAUAAACGCAUUCCACCCGAUGGUCUGACACAUGGCACAGAAAAUCUGAAGUUCAGUAUUAAUGAUGGAACAGACAUCUUAUUUUAAGCCGUGUCUUAAAUUUCCAUUCUUGGCCCUUUUGGAUUUUUAUUAGUUUGUGAUUAAAACAAAAAAUGGCCAAGUCAAAUUAGCAUUAUUUGAAAAUUACUGCGCUAGGCUUUUAUUUGGCAUCUAACGAGUGAUUUUUCAGAACGAUGGCUCAAAAUGCUUCAUGAACGUUAAUGUUCCCCAUUCUGAACUGGGUUCACCCUCAAAUUUCAAAGGCCUCUGUGGGAAUAAUUUGGUCAAAUGAUCAAAGAUUGCUUAAGUUUGAGGUUUGUAUUGUACAUCACCUCUUUGUCAGCAAAUUUAAAUAAAGGAUUUCAGCAAGCUCUA